AUGGAUGACGAAAUCGAGGCUAUGGAACAGAGGCCAGUGAGUGCCCGACGAACUUAUACUAUGAGAAACAAUGCCGCAAGGCAAGUGGCUGUCAACUUCAUGCCAUCGCGACAACUACCAUACAGUACUCUUCGUCUGAGACGUAACAACUCUGAACACAAUGCGUUACUCGACGAGGUGUGCGAAGCUGUUGAUGCUCCCGACGCUGUCGACAAGCAGGCUGAAAUCAUUGUCCGAGAGAUGGAACAACACCAACAGCUAAUGGAUGAUUCUCCUGUCGCUGAAGAGUUAAGGAGAGAAGCUUUAAGAGAUCUGCCUCAAGGUCUUACAAUGAAGAGAAACGUGCGCGCCAAGUUAUCUGCCUCUGUAAGCCUUAGAUCUAAGAGAAGACCUAUCUCUUUCUUUAGGAGGAUGAAGUACAGAAUCAGCUUUGCAGGUAAAAAGAUGCAUGACCGUCUUCGAAACCUGAUCUUCUCCAUCGAACUCUGGUACGAAGCCAUUCGCAACAUCGAGGGUCACUUUGGCUCAGCAGUGGGAUCAUACUUCUAUUUCCUCCGCUGGCUGUUCGCCAUAGACUUGGUGCUGGCCAUUUUUGUGGUCGCCUUUGUGGUCAUACCGCAAGUGUUCCAUGAUAAAGAAGGAGAUUCCAUCAAGUUCGGCUUCCUGGAUUUCAUAAGUGGUACGGGUGCUCUAGAGGAUUCGUUGUUGUUCUAUGGUCAUUACCAUGACGGUGACGUGUCCGCUAUACCGAACCUCACGUACAACAUGCCGUUCGCUUACUUCUUCACCAUGGUUUGCCUGUAUAUUAUAUUCUUUGGGGUAUUGUGCUACAGGACGGCAUACUCGUACCGUUUGAACUUCAUAUACACGGCGGGUGGGCUGAGCCAUGUGUACGCCAACAAGGUGUUCUGCGGCUGGGACUUCGGCGUGGUCUCGGAGCAGGCCGCUGCGCUCACCGCCAACAGUCUCUACAACGAGUUCAAGGAGUUAUUGAACGAGCAGAACAAAAAGCAAGUGUCAGUGUCGGCGCUCACCAGGCUCGGUCAGUACGCGGCCAACGUGGCGGUGACGGCGCUGGUGCUGGCGCUGAUCGGCGCGGCGCAGUUCGCGCUGUGGCUGCUCGUGGCGCUCCGCCCCUCCCUGCCCUACUGGGAGCUGUUCGUCUCCUUCGUCAUCACCGCCGUCAUCACACUGUGCCCGCUGUUCUUCCAUGUUGUUGUCAAGCUGGAGUUCUACCGGCCGCGCAUGGCGCUGUACGUGACCAUCGCGCGCACGUGGCUCCUGGACGUGGGCACGCUCACGCUACUGCUCGUCUACUACACGCGCUCCGACAUUCAGUGUUGGGAAACGUCGUUCGGACAGGAGACAUACCGUUUGGUGUUGCUAGACACAGUUAUUUCACUGUUUGUGUUGCCAUUGUUUGAGUUCACUAGAGCUUUAGGUCAUAAAUUUAGUCCAUCAGAAAAUGCUCCAACGUUCAACAUAGCUUACAACUCUCUAACUCUGAUAUACAACCAAGCGGUGCUUUGGUUCGGGAUGCUGUUCAGCCCACUGCUGGUCGUCUGUGUGACCUUGAAGCUAUUCAUCCUAUUCUACGUGAAGAGGGAGUGUGCUCUUAGAGCUUGUCAGCCGGCUACUAAGGUGUGGCGCGCCGCUCAGACACAAACGAUAUUGUACAUGUUCGUGACGCUGUCGAUGUUCACCACGCUCUUUGUACUCGGAUCUCUGUUCUUCAGGACAUCGUCGCACGCUUGCGGCCCGUUCCGCGGCUACGAGUUCGUGUACAGCGUGGUCAGCGAGGGCGUGCUGCGCCUGCGCGAGCGGGACUCGCUGCGGGCCGCGCUGCACUUCCUCGUCAGACCUGGCGUCAUCGCCUUCGUCACGCUCUCGCUCUGUGUGGUGGUGUACUACGUGCGGUCCCGAGCCCUGGCGCAGCGGUCCAUGGUGCGGCUGCUGCGGCAGAUGCUCGUGCUGCAGGCCAAGGACAAGGACUUCCUGCUCACCGCCAUCUCCAAGGUCUCCAACGGAGAAUGGCUCUACAGUCCGAAGCCAGCGACCGAGGACGAAGGCCCUGACAGCCACACAGUCAAAUACCUCCGGGAUGUACGGAAACCUUCAAACGCGGGCUUUCAUUUCGACGCCUCACGCCUCAGCCACUCUCUGUUAGAAGGUAGACCGAGGUCCUACGCCAAAGACAACAACAGGUCUUCGAUAGCGGAGAGGAAACCCGAAGAUGGAGACACAGAUAGCUCGUUUAGUUGGCAAGGCUCCAAUAAUUAUUUGAAUAAAAGUGAUGAUGGUGAUAAACCAUGGAUGUGA
Molecule: messenger RNA, 2319 nt
Organism: Arctia plantaginis
Lineage: Eukaryota; Metazoa; Arthropoda; Insecta; Lepidoptera; Erebidae
Source: the annotation of a GenBank genome assembly